AACUGCGGUGUGGAUUCGGAUCUGAGCUCGGUCCCUCCUGCAUGUCCGCCGCAGUCGCCAUGGUCUCGCAGACGCAGCUCCCGCCCGAGAUCCAGCUGGCUCAGCGCCUGGCGGGGAACGAGCAGGUGACCCGAGACCGGGCGGUGCGGAAACUCCGGAAGUACAUCGUCGCCAGGACCCAGCGGGCCACAGGUAGUUUCACACAUGAUGAGCUGCUGAAGGUAUGGAAAGGGCUGUUUUACUGCAUGUGGAUGCAAGACAAACCACUCCUGCAGGAAGAACUAGGAAGGACAAUCUCCCAGCUCGUCCAUGCUUUUCAGACCACAGAGACACAGCACCUGUUCCUGCAGACGUUCUGGCAGACCAUGAACCGCGAGUGGGCCGGCAUCGACAGACUGCGCCUGGACAAGUUCUACAUGCUCAUGCGGAUGGUUCUAAAUGAGUCCUUGAAGGCCGUGAGAACACGAGGAUGGGAAGAAAAGCAGGUUGAGCAGCUUCUGCAGCUGCUGAUCACUGAGAUCCUGCACCCCAGCAGCCAGGCCCCCAAUGGAGUGAAGAGCCACUUUAUCGAGAUCUUCCUGGAGGAGCUGACCAAAGUGGGAGCUAAAGAGCUCACCGCAGAUCAGAACCUGCAGUUCAUUGACCCCUUCUGCAAGAUCGCUGCCUGCACUAAGGACUCCCUGGUUUUGCAUAACAUUGCUCGGGGCAUCUUUGAUACGAUCGUGGAGCAGGCCCCAUUUGCCAUUGAGGACCUGAUGAAUGAAAUGGAUGCGCAGAACGAGGAGGAUGAGGCGUCAGAUGGUGACGGUGAAUCUCUGGAAGGCUCCAUAUGCAGAACUGACCUUGAGAAGGGCAAGGGGACAGGAGACGAUGAGGACAGUGCUGGCCCUGUCCUCCAGUUUGACUACGAGGCCGUUGCUAACAGGCUGUUUGAAGUGGCCAGUCGGCAGAGCACUCCUUCUCAGAACAGGAAGCGCCUCUACAAAGUGAUCCGGAAGCUGCAGGACCUGGCUGGAGGCACCUUUCCCGAGGACGACAUCCCGGAAAAAACCUACAGGCAUCUGCUCGAAGGGAGGCGGGAGCGCAAGAUGAGGAAGCGCUCAUUGAAGUCAAGGUCAAAGAACAAGAGGAGGACUGGAGCAGGGGAAGGCGAGGAGGAGGCCUCUAGUCCAGACCUGGGCUCAGGGACUGAGAGGAAGAGGAGCCAGAAGAGGGUCAGCCUCAACAUUGCACGUGCAGAGUCUGGUGGCCAGAGCGGGGUCCACAAGAGGAGGAAGCUGAGGCAGGGAGGAAGAAGAGUCCGUUGUUGAAGAGCAAGAAAUGACGUGGCCAGGCCAGGAUGGGUGGCUGCUGAGCUUGCUGUGGCUUUCCUUGUCGGUGGCUGAGGGGCAGGAGCCUGGCCCGUUGCCAUGGCCUCUGAGUGCCCACGGCUCCUGAACUUCUGUAAGGGGAGAAGCAGGGGGUGGGGAGAGUGGGGGCCCUUCAUUUUGUGCCAGCCUCAGAAGAUGCACCUGUGUGUGAUGGCCUUGAGCCAAAGUUCAGACUUUGGGGACUCUGAGCGCCUGUCUCAGCCUGGCCUGCACCACUGGGGUCCAUGAAAUAAAACGCUCUACAGUC
This is a messenger RNA of Urocitellus parryii (Arctic ground squirrel), 1617 nucleotides long. It is a transcript of the gene Rrp1, whose product is annotated as ribosomal RNA processing 1. Gene Ontology annotation, biological process: rRNA processing. Gene Ontology annotation, cellular component: preribosome, small subunit precursor; nucleus. The record is from RefSeq and is a predicted model, not a curated record. NCBI's taxonomy places the organism in Eukaryota, Metazoa, Chordata, Mammalia, Rodentia, Sciuridae.